Messenger RNA from Pelobates fuscus (common spadefoot toad), 1458 nucleotides. RefSeq names its product NME/NM23 family member 7 (gene NME7). Gene Ontology annotation, cellular component: centrosome. The transcript has 12 exons. Gene Ontology annotation, molecular function: ATP binding; nucleoside diphosphate kinase activity. Lineage: Eukaryota; Metazoa; Chordata; Amphibia; Anura; Pelobatidae. Bases 122 to 1252 code for a protein of 376 amino acids. Gene Ontology annotation, biological process: CTP biosynthetic process; GTP biosynthetic process; UTP biosynthetic process. The record is from RefSeq and is a predicted model, not a curated record.
UUAGCCGCUUCCGGUUUGCUGCCGUUACCAUGGAGACACUGUGUCGCUACCGUUAAUGUUUGAGAGUGACAGUGACUGGGUGACUGACAACACAAUAGAGAGCUGCAAGCACUGACUCAAAAUGAGUGAAGAGGACAGAUAUGUGUUCACUGCAGAAUGGUAUGAUCCAAAUGCUGCUCUCCAGAGACGUUACCAACUCAUUUAUUAUACCAAAGAUGGAUCUGUCGAAAUGUAUGAUCUGAAGAAUCAUCGAGUAUUUUUAAAACGGACUAAAUACGAAGAAUUGCACAAGGAAGAUCUGUAUGUUGGAAACAAAAUAAAUGUUUUUUCACGCCUGCUUCAUCUAGUUGAUUACGGAGAUCAGUACACUGCCCGCAAGAUUGGCAGUAAAAAAGAAAAGACGCUGGCUAUGAUAAAGCCUGAUGCUGUAAUGAAAAUGGGUUCAAUUAUUGAAGCUAUCUUUGAUACAGGAUUUAUAAUCACAAAAGCUAAAAUGGUUCAACUCAGUCGAAAGGAAGCAAUGGACUUUUACAGUGAGCACCAAUCUAAAUCAUUUUUUACUGAUCUUAUCAAUUUUAUGACGAGUGGACCUAUCAUAGCUUUGGAAGUCAUCGGAGAUGAUGCUGUAUCUUCGUGGAGAAAAUUAUUAGGUCCAACUAAUUCCUGUCUUGCAAGAAGUGAAUCACCAGGAAGCAUAAGGGCAAGAUUUGGGACAGAUGGCACGAAAAAUGCUGCUCACGGCUCAGAUUCCAUUGCUUCGGCUGCUCGGGAGUUAGAGUUUUUCUUUCCAUCAAGCGGAGGUCGUGGCCCAAAAAACACCGCAAGGUUCACAGAUUGUACCUGUUGUAUUAUUAAACCUCACGCUGUGUCUGAAGGUCUAACAGGAAAAAUACUAAAUGAGAUUCUGAGUGCAGGUUUUGAUAUCUCCGCAAUGCAAAUGUUUACUAUGGAAAAGGCCAAUGCUGAAGAAUUUUUUGAAAUUUACAAAGGAGUUGUAGCUGAUUAUAAUGAAAUGGUGGCUGAAUUAUGCUCUGGGCCUUGUGUUGCUUUGGAAGUAUGCCAGACUGAUGCUCCACAACGAUUCAGGGAAUUCUGUGGCCCAGCAGACCCUGAAAUAGCACGUCACUUACGACCCAAGACCCUCAGAGCUAAAUUUGGGAAAACCAAAAUGAAAAAUGCUGUUCACUGUACAGACCUUCCAGAAGAUGCAGCUUUAGAGGUGCAAUAUUUUUUCAAAAUUCUGGACAGCUAACUUUUUUAGGAAGAAAUAAAACAGACAGGUAUCGGUUUAUUCUUUUUAUUGUCUGAUGUUUCAACUCGACAACAAGAGCACCGUACUCCUGGCAAAUAUAACAGAUGUUUGAACAAUGUGCGCACAGUAGACAUUUAAUACAUCCUAUGGGAUACUGCAUUGCCUUUUUUCAAAAGUUGUUUAAAAUAAAGAUUUAUUUUUCAACA